AUGCGAAAACCACUAUUCCUCCUCAUAGUGGAAGCUGUUACAGCCAAUGAACGACAUUUUCAACAAACACGUGAUGCCACAGGAAGACAAGAUUAUCAAUACUUUCAAAGCUAUGAAACUUCACAGUUUUUUGCAAAUCCCAAUCAAUUUCCCAUCACUGAAAAUGAUCUAACCUCACAAAAUACCGGAAAAAAUCCAAGAGGUGAUAAACGGGAUGCUGAUGAAGAUAUCGCUUUAAUGUCAGCAUAUUGUAUCGUUACUAAAGUUGAGAGACGUGGAAAAAACAGAAAGAAAACAUCAAUAUGGGCACGAGUGAGGGAGCUAUAUGAUGCAAAUCAGGCGGAAAAUCCAGGAAAACUUGGUAACAGGAGCAUAACUCAAAUGAAAGGUCGUUAUAAACGACUUAAUGAAAGUGCCGGAAAAUGGGUUGGUAUUUACUGA
Molecule: messenger RNA, 441 nt
Organism: Lactuca virosa
Lineage: Eukaryota; Viridiplantae; Streptophyta; Magnoliopsida; Asterales; Asteraceae
Source: the annotation of a GenBank genome assembly